AUGCCUUCCGACCAAGACUUUACAACGGAAGCUGAAGACUGGAAGAAAAAAGGCAAUGCGGCCUUUGGGAAGUCAGAUCUAGAUACUGCGAUUCAAGCGUACUCUCAAGGUCUCGUACAGGUUGACCGAGUGGUCGCAACUCCUUUCCUCCUAAAAACGACGCUUUUGUCGAAUCGAGCAGCUUGUUAUCUCAAGCAAGGAAAAGUAGAGGAGUGCAAGGAUGAUUGCGACUCUGCUCUCAAGAUUUUGGAGAACGAAAAUGAUACCAAGCUUAGAGGGAAGCUCUUGUACCGACGCGCCAAGUCUUUGUUCAUGAGGGCAAAUAUGCCGCAUCGAAAACAAGACGACGACCUGCAAUUGGCGGCCAAGGAUCUGCUCUCGUUGAUUUCUUUCGACGCUACUAACAAGGAUGCGACUGUACUGUUGAACACAAUCCGGGCGCAGCAUGCUACAGAGACCAAGAAUAAUGCCAAGACCCCUCUUUCCAAGACACUUGAAGCCAUCAAGAAAAAAGAUAACAAGAUGGUCCACAAUUUGAAAGUCCUUCUUGGAAUGCUUUCGAAUGACAAUGUUUUGGCGAGCAUGGAACUAGGAAGACUAUCUGGUGUGUCAACAUUACUAGAAGUCGCUGCCGAUGAAUCUCUCGAAGCCAAGGCACGAUACCUCUCGCUUCAGUGUUUGUCGUGCGCCGGCUCCCAUCCACCAUUCUGCCGAAAAUUCAUGACGGAAGGCGAAGUGCAAACAAAACUAUCAGAAACAAUGAUCAAGGCUGCUGCAGAAGAAACAACAUAUGAUGUAACAAUCGGAUGCCUAACUGUCUACUUGCGACUAAUUUUGCAUUUGGACCGUGACCACCCCGACGAAGAAAUUAACAGCUCCACCCUGUUAAUUGACGAUGCCAUAAUUCCUGGCCUUGUGGAGGCGUUGUCUACAAAUGAUAUUGCCGUAAUCCGCGUGACCAUCGAUGUGAUUGCUACCUGGCUUGCUGGAAAGGACCUUGUUAAUGUUAUCCGGGCAUCAUUGGACACUUUCGUGGAUCCAACCGUGCCCGUCGAAGUGUCAAAAUAUGAAAUGCAAACUAUGAAACCACAGGCAUUGUCAAGAUAUAAGCAAAGGAAGUAUAAGACCACAAAAAGAAACGAGAAAUGGGCCUUCGAUCGCUCGGAGGCCUUCUGCAAGGCUGGGGGCUUGGAAACACUUUUGAAAUGCGCUCUAGGUUGCGAAGACGUCAAUUUCAGAAGGGAAAUCACAGUUGUCUUGGCAAAGGUCAUUACGGUGCUUGAAGACGAAGACAAGAGGAAAGAGGUUGUAAAAGACUAUUUCCAUGUGACACCUCCGAAGAAAGAGCCGGAAGAUGAAAAGAAAGAAGAAGAAAGGCUAGGGCCAGUCAUCGAAGAGAUCACUGAAGACGAAGAGGAAGGGAAGGUAGUCGAUGUGCAAGAAGAAAAGGAAGAGGAAGAAGAUGUGGUAGAAGAGAAGGAGGUCACACCCAUGCUGAUGAUGCAGAGGGCCGAGCUUGCAACGGUAUUUCUCAUGGUCGAACCAGAGAUUGGGGGAUGGAGUAUUGGUCGUGGUUGGCCUGGUUGCGAGGACCACCUCAUCAGAUGUGCUCAAUCCAAUAACAAGCUGGCACAAGUUUUGGUUGCAGAGCUCUUGGCCGCUGCUGCAUCUAUCAAAACAUGCCGUCCAACUGUCGCUACCUGGAUUGGUACCACCGACAUUAAGUUGUUGGUAGCGCACAGCGACCGUGAUAUUCGAACUGCUGCCGCAUCUGCAGUAGCCAAGCUCGGUCUAGGGGAAGAAAAAACACAAGAUAUCGAUAUCAUUUCUUUGUUAGAGGCUGCCUGCUACAUGUUGGAGGAUGACGGAAGCAACGAUACAAAGAAAGUAGAAAAAUUGGAUGUCAAUAUUCCUACAGCGAAAUCCGGCGCCACUACAUCAGUUGAAAGAGGUGUGGAGGUUAUGGCAUAUCUGUCGUCGAGAACAAUCGUCAAAGAAGAGCUCGCACAUGGAUUCCAAGCAACACCAGACUCCGCCCAUACAGGCUUGGAAUUGAUGGUCAAGGCGGCCGAUAUGCCAAGUGCAGGUGAAGCUCUUUUUGCAUUCGGGCUUGCUUCUACAUUCCAGAUGAUGGCUGUCACCCCUCUAACGUUGAGAAAGGAAGCGUUCGAAGGAAAACAAAUGACGAUGGAACAGUACGACGAGAUCAAAGCUAUGCAAAAGACAGAAGAAGAAAAGGAGCUUGACACCAGUGAAGACGAACUGAAAGAAGAUAAUGCUGACCAAUGCGCAAAGAGAAUUCAGUUGAUGGCCAAGGCAAACGUUCCACGGGCUUUCGUACAAUUGACAGAAGGAGCAAGUGAACAGACCUUGGAUCAAGUAAUUCUUGGGCUAAAUCGAAUGGCGAACGAGCCAUCAGUUAGAGGGACGAUGAUCCAACAAGGAGUUUUGAGCCGUAUGAUCAAGAUCGAAAAGGAAGAGAAAGCUCCUUCCGAGCUUCGCAAAAAGAUCGUCCGAAUGAUUUGGCACUGUAUUGCGAAAAUGCUGGUCACAACAAACCCGGGACUUCUCACCUCCGCCCAGAAGAUGGGUUCCAUCAAACCGUUGAUCCAGCUGGUCCGCGAUGUCCACUCUACAGAUUUCCAAAAGUUUGAGGCAUUGCUGGCGCUGACGAAUCUCGCGGCUUCGGGUGACGACACGAAGAAUAAAAUUGCUGCCGAAAAGGGAAUUCCAGCUUUCAAAUUUGCAAUGUUUGCAGAUCACGAGUUGGUCAAGAAAGCUGCUACUGAAUGUUUAUGCAACAUGGUCCCGAAUGAAAAGUUCAUGGAAACUCUAAGAGAUGUGGAAGAGUUGCGUUUGUGGCUUGCAUUGGCCGAUGACUUUGAAGAGAACUACGAAUGCGCCCGCGCCGCUGCUGGCUGUUUGGCAAUGGCAACUGCGGAUCCUGGAGUUGCAAACACAUUGGUUUCGAUAAAGAACUUCAAAGAAAGAAUGGACUCCGUCCUUGGGAGUGGUUCAUUGGAAAUUAUGCACAGAAUACUCGUCGUUGUGCAAAACUUAACCGAACACGGCGGUGAACUACGACAAAAAGCAGUUGAACAUGGACUGGUAGCAUUUGCAGAAGCGUAUGCUGAUUCGUAUCAUGACGGCUCGAAAGCGGCCGAGCUGGAGCUCGCUGAACAGGACUUGGCUGUCAUGCAUUCAACAAUUGAGAUUUCUAAGGAGAUUGUUCGUAAUUGCCAGAGUUCAAUAAGCCAAUAG
Molecule: messenger RNA, 3261 nt
Organism: Cylindrotheca closterium
Lineage: Eukaryota; Bacillariophyta; Bacillariophyceae; Bacillariales; Bacillariaceae
Source: the annotation of a GenBank genome assembly